UAAAAUAAAAUCAGAAAAACACAAUUGAAAAGAGAACACAGAACUCGAAGAAGAAGAAAAAAGAAAAGUCUCGAAGAAAUGAACGACGGAGGACCAAAACGACAAGGCGGCAGGCCAUUACCUCCACCACCAAGAGGUCCGCCUCCUCCAUCCUCCCGUCCUCGUCUCGAACCAGUCGAUCGUGAAAAGACUUGCCCCUUGCUCCUCCGUGUGUUCACUAAGAUAGGAAGCCAUCAUUCAAUGGAUGAUUUUUCAGUUAGAGGGAAAGAACCUAAAGAUGAAGUUCAGAUUUAUACAUGGAAAGAUGCUACUCUCAGAGAAUUAACCGAUCUUGUCAAAGAAGUGGCUCCUGCUGCAAGAAGAAGAAAUGCAAAGCUCUCUUUUGCUUUUGUGUUUCCUGAUAAAAAUGGCCGUUUCAAAGUUCAAGAGGUGGGCAAGACAUUGUCUUAUGGAACUGGAAGAUUAGACGACGGCAAGGCUUUAGCUGAUCUUGGUUUUGAGAUUGGUGAUUACUUGGAUGUGGCUAUUCUGUAGUUUAUGUCUAUCAGUCUAUGUAACUUUGUUGUGCUUUGGCCUACUCUUGUGUGAUGAUGAUGGUAUUCAAACAGUCUAUUUUUUAGUUAAAGACUUUAUAGAAUGUUUAGUUAUUAAUGUCACAACUUUAAAAUGAGAUGAGAAUAGUUUUACCUCUUAAAACGCCUAUUUUCAUUAUUA
This is a messenger RNA of Medicago truncatula (barrel medic), 714 nucleotides long. RefSeq names its product histone deacetylase complex subunit SAP18. Gene Ontology annotation, biological process: negative regulation of DNA-templated transcription. The transcript is spliced from 5 exons. Gene Ontology annotation, molecular function: transcription factor binding; transcription corepressor activity. Gene Ontology annotation, cellular component: nucleus. The record is from RefSeq and is a predicted model, not a curated record. Lineage: Eukaryota; Viridiplantae; Streptophyta; Magnoliopsida; Fabales; Fabaceae. Bases 79 to 534 code for a protein of 151 amino acids.